AUGCACUACCCGGCGGGGAACGCACUGCAGCUCGGCUUUGAGCAGUGUUACUGGAGCCUUGUGGCGCCAAAUGCUUGUCCGACGAACAACUCAGCUACUAGUGUAUGCGGCGAGUGGGAGCCUGUCCCUGUAGUGGACGCGGUUCCAGCCCAGAGAGCUGACAGCGGAGCGAGACGAUCGAGCUAUGAGAAGCUUGUUGCCGCUUCUAGCGGUGACGACUCGAGUGUGCGGCUCGUUUGCGGCUCAGUGCCUGGUCACUUGUGCAGUGAACCUCGUUGCUCUAUGACUGUGCUUUACUUUGAACCUGCGUUCGGACGCAUGACGGAUCACUUGCUCUGGAUCGAAGAGCAGCCCGAUGAAGGCCCUCUAACCGGCAACGCCGUCUUCGUCAUGGAAAAGGCCACACAUCAAGUGGAAAUAGGAUGGACGCAGUGGUCCAUCAACCUACGACUGCACCCGCACCUGCAGUUCAUUGCAUGGGAGCCACCCAUACGGAGCGCAGCUGGUGCGUCGCUCAUGCUGCAUCCUCAAAACGGCGGUAUGCAGCUCGCGUGGGUGGAGCUGCAGUUUGCUGCUGGAGAAGACUCUGCGCUGGUAUAUCUGUUGAGUGCUAAGGAGCUUCAACGGCUUCAGUUGACUCGCAGGCACGCUCGCCAAUGGGAAAUAGCGGAUCUGGAUUGCAUUGAAAUGGUCGUUCCGCUGCCGACACCAGUGCAUAGAAUCCUGCGAUGGAUUCGGCCUUUUGUCGAUUCUGACAAAGCCGUGGUUUUGCUCCAUGAAAAUCAGAUAUGCUCACUGCCUUCCGCCCAGCGCAUCGACUUGAGUGCUCUAAUCCAACCGAAAGGUCGCAUUGAUGAUGUUGUUGCGCUCACCGAUGAUCGCAUGCGGCAGGUGUGGCUCGCUCGCUGUGUCGAUGGAACGACACACGCGAUAGAGGUCGAUGCCUCGUUUCGAGCGAGCCCGCUACCGAUGAUACCCACGUAUCGAAUGUGGCCGAGUGGUCGACUAGAGGCCACACGACCGCCAAUUCCUCGUGUGUACGUAGUUCGUCAACCACGUUUCCCCGCUGUUGCGAUGACGCAGCCAGAUGCAGUUACCGCAUCGAUAGAUGGUGAUCGGGCGUCGCUCGCUCGACAUGCGGACGAAGGGCAUCCAGCUGGGGCUGUGAGCCUCAGCUCACCAUCACACGGAGCGAGGUCAGAGAGCGGCCCAUCGCGUGCCUGCAUAGUCACAGAACGCGACUCCGGCGGAAUGCGCAGCCCACGAUUGUUGCCCGGAAACUUUGUACCGAAUCCGCUGACACAAUCGCUGUCAUCAAAGCGAUCGGGGUCAGCGUGCAGCGAUGUACUACCGACUGAAGACCCCGCACAGGGACAUUCGUCGAUGUCGAUGUCGAUGACCACCGCAGUCGGCGAGUCGGCACCGAAUAGAAGCCUCGAUAAGCGGUCGACGCAUCGUUCUGCAGCGCAACGCAUCCUCUAUUCUACCGGAUCCGGAGUCUGCCUCGUUGAGCUCGAUGUUUCAAGCGGCGCUGUAGGCGAGCACAUGGUCGUGGACGGAGUAGUUACCGGUCUGUGUUUCUUCGACAGCAGAGAGGCGUUGGUCGUACUGCGCUUGCCGGGCGAUCCGCUGAUGAACGAGCGCAUCGCUUGCUUCCCUGCGCACGUAGUGCAUCCUUGGUUGACUGAGGGCCGGCAAGGUGCCUGGCCCUUUGCACCGCCGUGCUCCAUGGAACUUAUGCUGGACGCAGUUACCGAAAUUGCUGAAGAUCGUCAGGCGCGCUUGCAGGAGCAACACGAGCAGCUUGAACGCACGCUGCUGGCGAUGCGUCCCGCCCCGCAGUACGCUUACCUGCUCGGCAAGAACGAGCACGAUCGUGAGCGCCUUGCCACCUUGUUCUCGGUGGGUGUCCGAACAGAGCGUGGCUUCGCAGAAGCGCCGUCAUUACGGGUCGCUAUACGCCUGUCGAGUGAGAUCAGGGAUGCGUCUGGGAGUCGACAGGAAUUACCAUCGCUCUCGGAUGCCUGCAGCUUUGUCGUGCACUUGGGUGCGGCAUUGGAAGCCAUACCUGGUCCUCUUGCUGGCGCUUGCAUGGACAACUUGAACGUGGUGCGAUGCAUCCCGGCCGGAGACUGGGUAAGCGCCACCGAAGAGCGUGUGAUGCUGGUACCCUUGCCCGCCAACUCCCAUGCACCAGUGCGGCUACUGGUGCUGCUCUGCUUUCAUGGCCGUUUGGAGGAUCCCGAAGCAGCAUCGGCAGCAGUUGCGUCUGCGUCUGGAUCGGAGGCUUGGCAGUUAGCUCCGCGAGGUAGCCAAGCCUGGUGGCUCGUGCUGACAGAGCGGCAUCUCGAUGUAUUCGACCUCGUCGAGCGCGUCACGGGUGCGGAUUUUGCGGCAGCGCUACCCCUGGCACCAUAUCAUCAAAAGCCGACUUGGUACGGCGACGUACCGAUUUUGCCAGCAAGGAAGCGGCCGCGCUGCCAGCGACUUGUUGCUGGUAUACCCGGGGCCGUUCUGCGCGAGACGUUCCCGUCGUGCUGGUCAAACGGCGAUGAUCGAGACACUGCUACGAUUUUCGUUGAGACGCUGCUGGGCAGCAGAUUCCAAGUACACAUACAACGCCAGGACUCGGACCUGGCUCGCUUCCAGGUCCAAUUCAGCGGCCCGCUGGACGUGAUUUCGUGGGCACGAGUUGCGCUCCGGGAGCGCUGCGACCGACAUCGCUCUAGGCGUGAGGCGGCAGAGGCGCUCCCGGUCAGCGGAGGGCGCGCAGCGUCCAGGACGCCUCACCUGGUGGAUUCUGAGUUUCUCAAAGCUUGGCUUGGCGCGCGAACAGGGUCGUCAGCGCCUCCAUUGUACCCGCGAACGACUGCAAUGCCACUUAGACCAACUCCAGCGGAAGAGAGGCAUCUGCUCGCCUGGAUCCGCGACGGAUUAGCGACCUUUUCGGAACGUCUCGAGUCUGCGGAGCGGGUGUACGGCAUCAUUGCGCCUUAA
Cyanidioschyzon merolae strain 10D is the source of this 2997-nucleotide messenger RNA. RefSeq lists its product as hypothetical. The record is from RefSeq and is a predicted model, not a curated record. The coding region runs from base 1 to 2997 and encodes 998 amino acids. NCBI's taxonomy places the organism in Eukaryota, Rhodophyta, Bangiophyceae, Cyanidiales, Cyanidiaceae. The transcript has a single exon.